UCCAUCCGAAAACCAGUUCUGGAACCAUACUUUUUACUUGUUUUAUCUGAUCAAUUCCCAGUCCUCUUUAAUCUUCCCAUAAACCCCACUUAAACAUCGAAUAUACAGGGAAAAUAUAGUUUUAAACCAAGUUUAAUCAAGUGAGAUUUGGAAGCUGUCAACAGAAAUUUAACGAGAAACCCACUUCUAGAUCUAGUAUUUCGAUUCUAAAUAUACCCAUUUGAAUAAACUCCUCCUUUUGUUAGAUCCAAUUUUGAUUCAGAAACGACUAGUUUCGUGUUCGUGGAUUCGGGUGUAGAUCUUGAGUGGAUUUUGGUGUGAGAUUGGAUAUCGGGUCGAAAUAUUGGGUACCCAUUUCGGGAAAUCGCUGCUCUGAUUUGAAUUUGUCCCUUUGAUGUGAUUUGCCAUUGUUGUAGAGUUGAGUUUAAAUUAAUUUUGGGUUCCUUUUAUUUUCCUUCUUAAUUUUAUUUGUUGGUCCUGAGAAAAUAAAAGAGCGAGAAAAAUGUUUCGGAGAGAACGCGAGAGGGAAAUCAAAGAGCUCAAUGGAGGGCCUCCUUGUGGGCAGGUUAGAGUUCUUGUUGUUGGUGAUCCAGGUGUGGGGAAAACUUCUCUUGUUCAUCUGAUUGUCAAAGGCACUUCCACUUCUUGCCCUCCUCAAACUAUUGGAUGUACAGUUGGUGUGAAGCAUACCACAUAUGGGAGCCCUGGUAGCUCUUCAGGUAGCUUGAAAGGGGAUGCUGAGAGAGAUUUCUUCAUCGAACUCUGGGAUGUGUCCGGACACGAGCGAUACAAAGAUUGCCGGUCUCUUUUUUAUUCACAAAUUAAUGGUGUUAUUUUUGUUCAUGAUCUUUCCCAAAGGAGAACAAAAACAAGCCUGCAGCAGUGGGCAGCUGAGAUAGCGACUAAUGGGACAUUUUCAGCUCCCCUAAGUUCUGGAGGUCCAGCAGGACUUCCUGUCCCAUAUAUUGUUAUAGGUAACAAAGCUGACAUUGCUGCUAAAGAGGGUACAAGAGGUAGCAGUGGAAAUCUGGUUGAUGUAGCUCUUCAAUGGGUCGAGAAGCAGGGUUUACUUCCAUCUAGUGAGGAGCUUCCGCUGACUGAGAGUUUUCCUGGUAGUGGAGGCCUUAUCGCUGCAGCCAAAGAGGCAAGAUACGACAAGGAAGGCUUAAUGAGAUUUUUCCGAAUGUUGAUCAAGAGACGAUAUUUUUCAGACGACUUAUCAACCCCAAAUACAUGGUCCAUAACUCCUGCUCCGAGAACUUCUCAACGUUUAGAUGAGAGUUCCGGUGAUGAUUAUCAGUUAUACAAGCGAACAAGUUUGAGCAGCGACCCUUACAAGUACAACAUGCUUCCACCCUUACCGGCGCAGCGCAAUCUAACUCCACCUCCCACACUUUACCCUCAACAGCCGGUUUCAGCAACUGAGAAUUACAACAUCCCACGGUUUUCCUUUAACGGCUCCCAAGAAGUCAACGGCAGUGCCAGGUCAAAGCGAGCCGAUAUUAAUGUCUAAUGUAAUACUGUUUGCAGUGUUUGCUAUAUCAUUCUUUGCUCCCGUUACGCUUGUGUAAUUGGCAUGCCAAUUCUUUCAUAUCCGUUGCUUCCCUCCGAAAAGAUAUUUUAUUUCACAGGCCCUCCGUUUCUGGGGUU
This is a messenger RNA of Hibiscus syriacus, 1650 nucleotides long. Its product is annotated as small GTPase LIP1-like. The transcript is spliced from 7 exons. The record is from RefSeq and is a predicted model, not a curated record. Gene Ontology annotation, molecular function: GTPase activity. Gene Ontology annotation, cellular component: endomembrane system. Gene Ontology annotation, biological process: intracellular protein transport. The coding region runs from base 503 to 1513 and encodes 336 amino acids. NCBI's taxonomy places the organism in Eukaryota, Viridiplantae, Streptophyta, Magnoliopsida, Malvales, Malvaceae.